This is a messenger RNA of Pyrus x bretschneideri (Chinese white pear), 1677 nucleotides long. Its product is annotated as transcription factor VIP1. Gene Ontology annotation, molecular function: DNA-binding transcription factor activity. The record is from RefSeq and is a predicted model, not a curated record. Lineage: Eukaryota; Viridiplantae; Streptophyta; Magnoliopsida; Rosales; Rosaceae. Gene Ontology annotation, cellular component: nucleus. Gene Ontology annotation, biological process: regulation of DNA-templated transcription.
CCCUUCCUCUCCACUCACGGCUCAGCAGCUGCUUCUUCAAGUCAUACCUGCUUACCCAGUUCCCAAGACCAAAACCAAAAGCGCUUCUCUCUCUCUCACUCUCUCUCUCUCCCCGUUGCUUUCGACAACCUAACUCUUGUCAAUAAACAUUAAACACCUGACCACCAGGCGUCACCGCUAUCAAUCACCGCCCUCCACAGCCACUCACCACCACCAACGGAAAAAAAAAAAAAAAAAACAGACGGAAAGACAAAAAAAUGGAUUCCAACAACGUCAACAACAACUUCGGCGCUGCUGCCAGACCCUUCCCGACAUUCAAUGACAUGGAGCAGAUGUCGGAGACCCCUCAGCGCGGGUCCCACCACCGCCGGGCUCACUCCGACACAUCCUUCCGCACCCCCAACUUCGACGACCUCCUCCUCUUCGACCCUUCCGACCUCGACCUCUCCUGCCUCGCCUCCCCCAACCUCCCGCCACGUGGCAGCGACAGCGACAACAUCGCCAUGUUUCUCGAGUCCGACGACUCCUCGGGGGGCCAACCACCCAACCCCUUCUCCUACCCCAAGCCCACCGCUUCCUCCGGCUCCACCGCCACCGCUGCCCACCUCCGGAGCCUCUCCGUCGAUUCUGACUUUUUCGACGGCCUGGGCCUGGGUGAUUCCGGCAGGGAAGUGACUGGGGGGCAGAGGUCUCGAUCCCACAGGCACAGCAUCUCGAUGGACGGCUCGUCUAUUGAGGCGGACUCGUCGGUGAUCACCCUGAACAGCUUCAAGAAGUCCAUAGCUCCUGAGAGACUUGCUGAGCUAUCUCUGACUGACCCUAAGAGAGCUAAAAGGAUUUUAGCUAAUAGGCAAUCAGCUGCGAGGUCGAAGGAGAGGAAGGUGAAGUAUGCGAAUGAGCUGGAGAGGAAGGUGCAGACUCUUCAGACCGAGGCGACCACGCUCUCAGCCCAGGUCACCCUUUUACAGAGAGACACUACUGUCAUAACCGCUGAGAAUAAGGAGCUCAAACUUCGCCUACAGGCUCUGGAGCAACAAUCACAGCUUAGAGAUGCCUUGAGUGAGAAACUUAAGGAGGAAGCGCAGCGGCUUAAGAUUGAAGCCAACCAAAUCCUACCCGGGGCUGGGAAUGGAAACCCUUUCUACGGAGGGCUCCCCCCUCAGUAUGGUCAGACCCAGCUCCACCAGAACCAGACCCAGCACCAGCAGAAGCAUCACAACCAGGGCGUCGCCAGUGGGCAGGCUCACCCGAGCUACAUGGACUUCAACGGGAGGGCAUAGAAGCUCUCCAAGAAGUCAUUAACCACAGUUUAGGUAUUUCAUAAUGUUUUUCGAAUUAGAGGAGGGUAGUGAAUCUCAUCAGAUAGCUUCAUGUACAUACUACAUACAUACAGAUCAUGUAUAUGUAUGUGGUACGGGACUAAAGGCUGUGAAGAUUGCUGCUCACACCAGUACACACAGAACCCCACAGUUCCCUGUAUCAGUUAAUUUAAAACUAUUCUAGCAGAUUAGAAUAUCAUUUUCGAGUCCAAAUCUUACCGGUACACCUAUUUACCGUCCUUGUGCUUGUCGAACAGCAACCUCUAGGGUUUGAACGGUUGGCUAUGCAGCUGUCGUAACAUCAAAUAUUGUGUUGGCCCCUUUUGCUAAGGAAUGUCAAUCUGUCUUCUUUCUGUUA